This is a messenger RNA of Ceratosolen solmsi marchali, 1481 nucleotides long. RefSeq lists its product as uncharacterized. Bases 90 to 1481 code for a protein of 463 amino acids. The record is from RefSeq and is a predicted model, not a curated record. The transcript has 4 exons. NCBI's taxonomy places the organism in Eukaryota, Metazoa, Arthropoda, Insecta, Hymenoptera, Agaonidae.
GGGAAUUAUUGUAAAUUUCGUCAAUUUUCAUUAUUCAAGAUCCUUUGAAAUAAGACUGCGGAAGCACGACGGAACACAUUGAGAAAAUCAUGUUCACGUUGCACUUCAAAUACUUGAGUAUACUCUUAGCUAUUUCGCUCCUAGCAUUAACUCAAAUAUCUUCUCGUGCCUUGGACUUGCCGCUCAUCUCUGUUAAUAGAACACCUAUCAUUGACGAAUUUGAAACCCCACGCACAAAUUCAACGGCUAAUGAUACAGUUAAUUAUAAUGAUUUUGCCAGCGCGCCGAGAAUUGCGAAGAGACCAUUUGUAUUUACGAGAAAUGGAUUAGACGCAGCACGCAAAACGAAGUCGUAUACGUUUAGGAGCACUAGAGGCAGUCCAAUGGGACGAGUUCCAUGGACACAGAGUGAAAUUGGAAACAAAACGGAAAAUCCUAUUCACGCAGGCACGAUUUUAAGAAAGCAAUUGGGUGUCCGGUAUAAGUACCCUAAUAAUGAAAAUAACGGAUACUAUUCGAAUGUCGUAGAAAACGAACAACAGUCUCAAGAUUAUGAAUCUGAUUAUUAUUCCGAAGAUAAUUAUCAUACCAUGUCCGAUGAUCAAAGCAGCAGCAAUUUUGAAAAUCUUGAAAGAGAUCCUUGGCGUAUCUCGUAUAGUUUGCCAAAUACCGGAUACUUUUUACCUUCGAUGUCGACAAGUUCUAUCAAUGACAAUUAUCCUGUAAUGCUCCGAGGAUGCGAUUGCCCCAGCAGAUCAACUCGAUCACACGAAUGUGGAAAUCCAUCGAAUACCUUUCUGAAUUUGGUAUUUAUUCUUGGUCAGAAUGUUUGGACUCUGAUACGACUCAUCGUCAGUAGCAGUGUCCCCUUCAUAAUACCCUUCGUCCUCCUUAAACUUAUUAUUAUUCCUUUAAAAAUCCUUAAAUUUAUCAAACUCAUUAAGCUCUUCUUUAAAUUCUUCGUCGUACUACCUUUCCUUCUCCGCUUCAUUAUUCCAGCUUUCUCCAACACCUUUAACCUGUCUAAUUUCCUCUUUCAAAAUUUACUCGGCAUCCCUUUAUCCUAUUCCGACCCCCGUCAAUCGCACGCUCAUGAUAACGACGAUAAUAUUGACAGUUGGAACAGCACAAAUACAUCGUCAGCUUUUGAGAAAGAAAUUAAUUGGAGCAACGGAGACAUGUGGGAUUUAAGAUCUUGCCCCAGCAGACUUGCCUGCGAGUUAGGCGCAUUCCUCUCGACUCCAAGCGACACAUUCGCGCUACAAAGAAUUGCCAAUUAUUUGUUAAAAGUGGCCGGAUGGAUGAAAGUUAAAAAUAUGAAUGCCGAUACCGUUGAUAACAAGGAAUUUACUGAGAAUAUCAACGCGAAUCGUGACGAGCAAAAGACCGAAGUCUUGAAAGCUUUUUUAAUAGCGCUGAGUAAAAGCUGGGAGAAAGAUAAAUGUGAAAUAUAUGAUUGUGCGAUGUUCUUUGAGAAAUAA